Messenger RNA from Pogona vitticeps (central bearded dragon), 2958 nucleotides. It is a transcript of the gene CYBC1, whose product is annotated as cytochrome b-245 chaperone 1. NCBI's taxonomy places the organism in Eukaryota, Metazoa, Chordata, Lepidosauria, Squamata, Agamidae. The record is from RefSeq and is a predicted model, not a curated record.
GCGGCGCUGGCGGGCUGGAGGCUCCCUCGGGAGCAUCCUCGAAAGCGCCGUUGACGGCCAAGGGAGGCGGGCAGAAGGCGAGGGCGGGAAGCUUUGCACGGUGGCAAUUAGAAACGGAGGUGGAGGGGAAUGUCUCUUCUGUGCAACGUGGGGAGUAUCGUCUGAAGGGUGCAUCGAGAUGGGGAGGAGGGGUUGAACCUGGAGAAGGGGCGUCGGCGGCGCGAGGGGAGGGAGUUGCGAAGUUGGCGGUGUCUCCCGUGCCGGUUUAAUGCCUGGCUGCUGAUGAGAAGCGCGGGCAGCAAAUGGAGGACUCGGCGACGUUGACUUCCCCUUUGUCUCUUGCAAAACGGCGAGGCGCCGGUGAAGAUCCUGACGUGCAUGUGCUGGGGGAAAUUCUCCGGCGGCGGGGCGGAGUUAAACCUCACGCUCCAAGGGUUGCCGGAACGUGGAAACAAGCGCGCGGGUUUCUUGCGUGUAAUGAAACGAAGUGUUGGAGCCGAAGGACUCUCGGAUCCCGUCGUGCUUUUGUUAAAAACAGUCGGCGCUGGAGAAGUAAAGGGCGACCACCGUUGCCUUUGUCAGAUUGCACUCAGAAUCAUCAUCAUCUUAGAAAUUUGCUUUUGUAGCCUUUGUGAGCCUUCUUUAGCUCUAUGCUAUCACUUCAUCACUCCUGAAGAUGUAUAUGCUGGUAGAAAAGCACUCAAACUCUGUUCUUCAUCUGAAGAGGUCACCUAGUAUCAGAUCCUGGUCUGUCCUUGUUGGGAUCGCCUCUGUUGGCCUGGCUGCUGCUUACUAUAGUGAGGAUAGUUUGGGAUGGAAAAUCUUCUAUCUUGCUGGCUGUCUUUUUGUAGCUGUGCAGAAUCUGGAGGAAUGGGAGGAAGCUGUAUUUGAAAAGGAUACAGGGAAGGUCUUCCUAAAGACAUUCAACCUUUACAAAAAGCUGUUGACCCUGUCAAGGGCUGGCAGUGAGCAAGUAGUGGUGGUUCCGCUGGAUGAAAUUCAGGCAGCAAAUGUGGAAGAAGAGAAAGUCCGUUAUUUUGGGAAAGGAUACCUAGUCGUGUUACGAUUUGGCACUGGGUUUUCACAUCCUCUAACACAGAGUGCAGUCAUGGGCAACAGAAGUGAUGUAGAGGCUGUGGCCAAGCUCGUUACCAACUUUCUUGAACUGAACAAGGUGCCAGCUCACCAGGACUUUGAUGACAGCAGUGAAAGUGAUGUUACUGAUGAAGAGGAACCCAAGGAUAAGUAGCAACAUGAACCCAAGGACAACGAGCACAGAAAAUAAGAAUUUUCCAAGCGAAACCUCUUGAGGUCUGGAUUUUUGGCUGUGGAUGUUUAUAAACUCUCUCCCUUCUAUAGUUACAAAUGUUUGAUAAGGCAGAGAAGACUAGAAGAAACUCAUUGUUGAAGUAUUUCUUCCCAGCUGUGUGGACUGAAAUUUGCCUAGAGGAACUGAAGUGGCAAUGCUAUUGCCAAAGUAUCAAUGAUCACCCAAGCCAAAUGUGCACAGCCCUGGGUGUGCAGCCAAUUUUACCAUUUUUAAAAUCUUGUUUGUUGCUGCUGCUGCUAGUUACUCUCAUCAUGCUAUGAAUGAUUCCAUUGCUUUCUGCUGCUUCCCUUUCUCACACUGCUGAACUUGACCAUCCAAGUGCUUGAGUAUUUUACAUUUCAAGCAGCCAGUCUCAGACAGCCAAGCCCGAUGAUCUUCAAGCUUGCCUGCACGCACCCCUCCCAACUAGUAUCUACAUACAGGAAGUCAAAUGGCAAAGCUUUCUCCUCUCAAUCCAGGAGAAGGAAAAACAAUUUGGCAUUUCAUCCAAAUUCAAAAUAUUCUUAAUAGUAAAUGUUAAUGAAAAACAAAUUGGUUUAAUGCAAUCCUUGUUUAAAUAUUUACAGUUAGAAAAAAAAAACAACCCACAGAUCUGCAUUCAUACAUAACCUACUUUCAUUCUGAAAGAGUUCACUCUCCUGUAUGCAAAGGAAGUAGUGGUAUGGGACCCAAAGCUCACUUUGACUUGUUCACCCAAUGUGAUUUGUGUUAGGUGCCUCUCCCCGCAACGUUUAAAUAGAACACUUAUAUUACAUUGGAAGCUUCCUUUGAACCAAAGUCCAAGAACAUUAGCACAAAGAAAUUGUGGAUACACACCAGUAAUAGAAAACUCAGAUUAGCCACCAUCAACUUUCUGAUAAAAUACAGAAAAGCAGGUAAUGAAGUAAGAUCGCCGUAUAUAUGGAGGAUCGAUUCCAGGCAGUGGAUAAGUGAAACCGUGGAUACUGAUCCUGAAGAUAAAGCGGUCCUAGUGUACUGGUCUGUCAUUAGUGAACUGAUCAGUAUAAUAUAGGUGUUCAAUUGAGAUAUUAAAGAAGUAAAUAUGGAAGAGAUGCUUCCAUAAUCAAUAAAUUCCAUAAAUUUGGUUUCACUGAUUUGAAAAAGUUGAGAUCUGUCCUUGGUUCUUAGAUUUAAAAUAUAUACAUAUACCUCACAUUUCAGACCUUCUAAGUGUUUGAUUUACAAGCUUGCUUUUGUUGUUCUGCUCAUGGUAGAUAUUUUAUAAAUGUCUUGAGCUACUGAAAAUGUAUUUACUGUAAUUUUAAAUACCUCUCAAAAGAAAGUAUAUAUCACAUAACUCCUACCACUAAAUGUUUUUUGUUUUUGGCUUUUGUUUUUUUUACAUUUUUUUACAGCUUCAUGUACUGUUUGAUAUUCAGUAUUAAGAUUUUGGGUAGAAACACAAAUCUUAAAAUAGAACUUUUUCCUUUCCUUGUUUCCUUUUGAAUAUAUGCACACCUGGCUAAAAACAGCUGUUUAGCAAAACCAAAAAAAAACAACAACCCAGCAUCCUAUAUUGAAUUGUCUCAAGACGGGGCAUAAUGAAUGUGUAUGUUUUGAACUCUGAAUGAUGUUUUACUUCCUGGGGACUUGCGUACAAAGUUACAAUAAUAUAUGAUAUUCCGGAA